Messenger RNA from Meleagris gallopavo (turkey), 2888 nucleotides. NCBI's taxonomy places the organism in Eukaryota, Metazoa, Chordata, Aves, Galliformes, Phasianidae. The record is from RefSeq and is a predicted model, not a curated record.
UGUUCUGCUGAACAUGAAGAAACUUGUUUACAGAGGAGCAAGAGAGCUACCUGUGUGCAUUCUGUACAUGACAGCUGUUUAUCUGGUAGUGAAAAUAAAGAAAAUUCUUCUUGCACACCAAACCAAAAAAAGAUCUUAUGUUCACAGGGGCAUGGGACUCUGGUCCAGCAAAUCCCAGUGAUAUAAGAAGGAUACGUGAAAGGAAAAUAAAACCAUUGAGAGAGCUACAUGAAAAUGCUUUCAAAAGUAUAAAUAAGAGAGAGGUGAUAUGGAAUGGGAGCUGCCCUGAAGAAAGCUACAAUGCUUCUGCUGAUCUCUUUGAUGUGAAUGCAGGUGAGGGAGCAAAAGCUGCAGAAUCCUUAAAUAAGUCGUGUAACUCUUUGAUACAGGAAGAUCCUUCAUCAGAAAAGGUCACAACUCCCAAAUUGGUGCUUUUUCCUGGAGAUGUUUCCUGUAACAGUUCAAAACAGACAUCCUCCCUACAUAGAACCCCUCUUGCUUUUCGUAAGCACAGUACCCCAGUAACGUGCUCCUUUUAUGAUUCAGACUGCAAUGCAUUUAGUGCUCAAGACUUUGUUCCUUAUUCAGAGUCAACUCCUGUGGCAAAACCUCUUCAAAAACUGUGGCCUGCUGGGGAGCACAGCCCUUCUGUCACUGUAUUCACCCCUGAAAAUCCCACUAAAAUCCAUUCCAAACGCAAGCGAUCUAGAUCUUCCUUUCAGAACACUCUGUUACAGCAGCUUACUGGCAGGCUAGUGAAACGUGAAAGACUGAGCAGCAGUGAAGACGUAGAAGGUAGGAGCUCUGUUCCACAGCAGUUCUGUAACAGCCAGUCACCUGCCAAUUUUGAGGAGUGCAUCCCUCCAUCUCAAAAGAGAUUUAAACCAACUGCAUCUUUAAGCAUAAAACCAGUUAGCUGGGACUCACAAUUGACCUCUGAGCAUGCUGACAGGAACCCUAUUUCUGGAAGUAAAGAGAACAGUGAAAAAGACGUGUGCUUCAGGAGUGAGAGAUUCAACUCUGUGAGUGCAGCCACGGUUCUAACAACUCCUGUGUCUGCAGGUAUUGCCAAGGCUUUGUUUUUAAAUGACACAGUCCUGGAAAGCUGUUCUUCUUCAGAAGGAAAGAAUCUCAGCUCAUGUGCAAAUUAUUCAAGGGUUUCAAUGGAAGGGGCAACAGGCUGGUCUCCUGAGUUGUUCUUCCAAGCACAGAGCCCUAUUUUCCAUAAGUCAAAACAGUAAAAUUGGAUAUUCUAUGCUGUGUUAUUGUGUUUUGGGAAGACUCAGUUGGAUGAAAGAACUAUUUAAAAACAAUUGUAUCAUUUAUAUGCUUCUUGGCACAUGUCUUCCUAAGAUUAAUUAUAUUUAUUUGCAGAGCUUUGCACCAAGUAGAUGAGGAAAAGAGAAUUCUGCAAUUACUUUAUUUUGUUGUAAAUUAACUCUGAACAAUGCAAUAAAGAUAUGUAAAUGUGUGAGCAUUUAUAAAUGUGUCUCAUUUUUUUCAAAUUCAAGUGUAGGUGAGGUGUUUUUCGGCAUCCACUCUUCCUCAAAAGAGUGAGGAAAUGUAGCCUGUCUGGAAAUGGCAAAUGAAUUUAUAUUUUAUGCAGAAGAAAUAAAGGGCAAGAAAGCAUUACUCCUAUCACUCAGCACAGGGAAGGCACCACUGAAAGAGUUUUUAAGAGAUUGGUAUCCUAAGCAAUAAACUAUAUGCUUAAAACUACAGCCUCCUGCAUGAUAUGAGCAUAUGAUAUAUCUCUGGCUCUUUAAAUGCUUGCUUGUGAUGAACUGGACAAACACCCACUUUACCACGGGGGUUUGAUCUUAGUGGAGUGAUAUGCCGGAUCUGAUGCAUCUAGCACUAAACCACUGCCAGAACUUCUGCUUUGUGUACUGACAGUGCCUUGGCAUGAAAUGUUUCACCCAGCAUGACUUUGUUUCUUCAGUGGUAAAUAUAUCUCCAUAUUACAGUAAGCAGUAGCUUUGGUACAAGCUGAUAUGAUUUAAUUUGGGGGGGUGGGGGAGAAGUGAAAUAAAGCAUGUUUAACUCUGAAGGCAAUAAAACUGAAAAAAUACCCACCAAGUCCACAGUUGAUUCCCUAAGAUUAGAAAGCCAUAAAUCAAGACUAGAUUUUCAGAUAGAACUGUCUCUAAGAUACCACUGAAAUGAAUGCAGAGCUGUCAGAGCCUUCUGUUUUAUGCAGGAGGGCUGCACACCAGUGAAGCCAAAAAGUCCCACUGUGUGUCAGACCCUGGGCAGAAGUGCUCUGGAGGAAGGAUCUAUACGCAUGAAGAUAGAGCAUUUUUUCCCCUGUGCAGGUUGUUCUCUUGUUGGAAGCCUUUGUAUUCUUCCUGCGUUUCCAGUUCCUACCUAGAGGCUUGCAGCAACUUUUCUCUCUCCAAAUACCUUUUCCUGUUUUAUUGCUUCCUUGCGAAACACGGAGCAGAUGGCCCAGCACUCGUGCUGGCCAUUUACUAAGGAAAGACCUUCAAAGUCAGUGGAAGAGGCAAUAAAAGACACGUGGUGGCUUCAAGCUUCACAGCUCAUUUCUCAGUGCAAGUGUGAGCAGAAGGGAGACAUCUGAUCCUCAGAAGGAGUCUGAGUACAAACCUUGUAUGUUGACCAAAAGGCUGAAGGUUUAAAGUGGAAGGUGUGCUCAGUGGGGGUUCUCUCCACCCAAGAAAGGCCAAUUAUGAGGGAAGGCCAGCUGUGGGCAUGAAAAGAGCAAGGUGAGGGCUGAAGAACUAGCAUUAUAAACCAACCAAAACACUAGGACAAAGAACAUAAGCCAGCUCAAACGUGGCCUCCAUCCAUGCAAACCCAGGAGUUGGACCAGCAGCCCGUUUGCAAUGACUCCAGGUAUGGACGCUCCCUCUGCCGAACACCACCCU